UCAUAGCAAAUGCAUGUCAUAACAAACUAAUUAGCGAGAAUACAGCAGAAGCAAACACCUUACAAAUUUUACAUGAUCAUUGCCCACAUAAAGAUCUCCACAUCCCUUCCAUUUUAAUCUCUGGAAUGAGACCGAGAAAUGAACAAUAUCUUCUGCUGUACAAUGAAGGUGGUAGUAGAGAUAUUGACAGGAACCCUGUUCUACAUUCAAGUAGGAAAUGAUGCAACGAUUGCUGAUCUCAAACGAGAGAUUGGUGCCCAGCAAAAGCUACCUCAUGACCGUUUGAUCUUGUUUCUAGAUAACAGUCGAAGCAGUCUGAUUGAUGAAAUUGGAGAUGCAACAUCUCUAGUUGAUUGCGGAGUUCAUGAUGGAUCUCAUAUUUACCUCUUCUUUAAUCCACUGGACGAUGGAUCUACUCAUCAUUUUGUGUUCACCUGGCCUGAUUCUUUCUUGGGAUUUUGGACUCAGCUGGAAGCAAGGUUAGAAGUUCAGAGCUCUAAGCAAUUUGCUAGAAGAAGGAACAAAAUAGACGAGACAUGGCCGCUGACGUCUGUCACACCCAUGAGCUAUGUCAUGCCCGUAACACUUGACCCUCCUCACCUUUCUAUUACGGCCGCGAUAGGCGUCAUGAACGUGCCGCGAAAACUCUAAAUUAUUGUAAACUUUAUGCUCUUAUUUUCUAUUUAUAUAUGGAUUUAUCUUCUAUAUAAAAGAGCCCGUUUUAGAA
Messenger RNA from Ricinus communis (castor bean), 727 nucleotides. RefSeq lists its product as uncharacterized. Gene Ontology annotation, molecular function: proteasome binding; ubiquitin binding; polyubiquitin modification-dependent protein binding. The record is from RefSeq and is a predicted model, not a curated record. Lineage: Eukaryota; Viridiplantae; Streptophyta; Magnoliopsida; Malpighiales; Euphorbiaceae. Bases 139 to 651 code for a protein of 170 amino acids. Gene Ontology annotation, cellular component: cytosol; nucleoplasm. The transcript has 2 exons. Gene Ontology annotation, biological process: proteasome-mediated ubiquitin-dependent protein catabolic process.